UAGUUCCCUACAGCUGCCAUUUUGACGGGAAGAGUGAGGAGCUGGGAAACUGCGUGUUUGUUGUUCGGCAGUCUUAUUUACGCAUAAAAAGAUUUCACCAUGGCUAUGCAAGCAGCAAAACGCGCUAAUAUACGAUUACCUCCUGAGGUGAACAGAAUCUUGUACGUCAGGAACCUUCCUUACAAGAUCACAGCUGAGGAAAUGUACGAUAUCUUUGGAAAGUACGGACCAAUACGUCAGAUCAGAACAGGGAACACGCCUGAAACAAGAGGAACAGCCUAUGUGGUUUACGAAGACAUCUUUGAUGCCAAGAACGCCUGUGACCAUCUGUCAGGCUUUAAUGUCUGCAACCGUUACCUGGUGGUCCUCUACUACAAUGCAAACAGAGCUUUCCAAAAGAUGGACACAAAGAAGAAAGAGGAACAGUUGAAGCUUCUAAAAGAGAAAUACGGCAUCAACACAGACCCUCCAAAGUAGUUUUCUGGAAACCCCAUCCACCACCCCCGCACCCCACGACUCCCUUUCACCUCCAUGCCCAGAAGCUUUCCUCUUGUACCUUUACAAAAAUCACAUGUUGCUUUUUUAUGCUGGUAUUGAUUUACUGAUACAGUUGUUCAAAAUGUUAUUUUUAAAUGAUUUUUUUGAAUUGAGGAGUCAGGAAAUAUAUUUUGUGUUAUAAUUUCCAUCAUCAAAUACUUGAUGAUGGAAUAUUGAUUCUUGAAAUUCAGUUUGAUUUUCAGAAUAGGUCUUCAAAUUUUUGUUGUUGUUCCUGUCAAAGUGAUUGACAGGUGGGAUAAACUCUUCAGCAGCGGGAUCUAGAUGGUGAUGCCAUGGUGGUCAUAGUGUUCACCCUGGGACAGAUGUUAAAAUCUGCCAGAGCAGAUUGUUGCCACUCCUACUUCAGACUUCUACAAUCUUUUAAUUUAAAGCCUACCAUGAAUAUACAGUGCGUGAUAUGAAAUUGAGUUUAUCAGUACUGACUCUGUAAAAUAAAUGGUUUCUGUAAAAUAAACGUUCCUUUUCUAAAA
Molecule: messenger RNA, 1028 nt
Organism: Chelmon rostratus (copperband butterflyfish)
Lineage: Eukaryota; Metazoa; Chordata; Actinopteri; Chaetodontiformes; Chaetodontidae
Gene: sf3b6
Product: splicing factor 3b, subunit 6
Exons: 4
Coding region: 100-477 (125 amino acids)
Cellular component (GO): cytoplasm; nucleus; ribonucleoprotein complex
Molecular function (GO): mRNA binding
Source: RefSeq, a predicted model, not a curated record